CAAUGGUGGCCUGUGGGGUUGGGGGGAUCGAUAUUGAUGGUCGUGAUGAUGGUGGUGGUGGCCCUAGUGAUAUGGAGGUUCGUGUUGAUGGGUCGAGUAGGUGCCUAUGAUGUACCCAGGAGGAUGAGGCGGUGAUGGUGGUGUGGGCGCUCUUGGGUAGGUACACGCUUUCUCUUUCUCUUUCCUUUCCUCCUUCUCCCUCUCCCUCUCCUCUUCUCCCCUAUCUACGCGCCCAAUCAGUCAAUCAGUCACUCACUCCUUUGUCUUUCAUCAUUCGUUUACAGUCACAGUUACUGCUACCACCACCUGCCGCCGCUGCUCAUUUAGAUUCGCGCCCGUGCUCACACUGCGCUCAUACCAUCAUGCUAUGUCAUGUUACGUCAUUCAUGGAGAGGGAGGUUGGUCUGUUCUGAGAGUUGCUAAUGGGAACGGGUGUGGUGGUGGUGACAGGAGUGAGUGAGUGCGUCUGGAUGUUUGGGUGCAGGGAAGU
Molecule: messenger RNA, 490 nt
Organism: Aplosporella prunicola CBS 121167
Lineage: Eukaryota; Fungi; Ascomycota; Dothideomycetes; Botryosphaeriales; Aplosporellaceae
Exons: 1
Coding region: 135-413 (92 amino acids)
Source: RefSeq, a predicted model, not a curated record